AACACCUCUAAGACCGAGUCCGACCAUUAUCCCAGCCCUGCCAAGCCCACUCUAAGCCCUCUUCCCAAGCGCCACAUCCACGCUUCUGUUAAAUCCCUGCAGGGCUGGUGGCAGGAGGGGUCUGGGGGGAUGCCGGAGCAUCUGCAGCGGGAGGGGGAUGCAGCCGCCGGACCGAGCCCCUCCUCGGAGAGGCGGCGCCUGCGCCCGGUGACAUCAGCCCCGGGGACCGGGAUGCUGAGCCCGGCUCGGGGAAGGCGGAUCUCGCUCCGCUUCCAGCUCCGCAUCCCGACAGGGCAGAGGGGGGAGCGGGACGCGGCCCCCCUCCCCCGCCCCCCCCCUGCGGCCACCCGCGUCCCCGCAGGAGCGGGGGGUCCCUGCGGGCGCUGCGGGGCGGGUGGCAGGGGAUGCUGCGGUAGCAGCCACGGAUGCUCGCCCUGCUCCUCUCCCUGCACACCCUGGGCCGGUCCCUGGCCAUGGCGAGCGCGGAGCGGCUGACGGUGCCCGAGUGUGUGAGCCGGGCGGGCGGCUGGGCGGGCGGGGGCAGCGGCCGGGAGCACCGAGGGGUCUCCCCAGGGGUGGGCACCGAGGUGCGGGAGGCGCUGGAGCGGGUUCUGCCCGCCUUGCGCCGGGCCAUCGCCCAAGCCACGCAGGCGACCACCCCCGAGGGGCUGCGGGCGGCCAUCACCGAGGUGUUCCGCCUGGUGGAGGAGGCCUGGGGGAUGCCCGCGCUGGGGAGGGACGUGGCCAAGGUGCUGUGCGAUGUGAUCCGCCUGGAGGGGGGCCUGGACCUGCUGCUCAACCUGCUGUACACCGCCGAGCUGGAGACCAAGUGCCAGGCAGGAAAACUCCUGGAGCAGAUCCUGGUGGCAGAAAACAGGGAUCGGAUUGCUCGGAUCGGCCUGGGCGUGAUUCUGAACUUAGCCAAGGAGCGAGAUGUUCCCCAGCUGGUGCAGAGCGUCUCUGGGAUCCUGGAGCACAUGUUCAAACACACUGAGGAGACCUGUUUCCAGCUCAUCUCUGACGGAGGCCUGGAUGCCAUCCUGUACUGGUGCCGCUGGACGGACCCCAUCGUGCUGCGGCACUGCGCCAUGGCCUUGGCCAACUGCGCCAUGUACGGAGGGCAGGCCAACCAGCGCCUGAUGAUCGAGAAGAGGGCAGCAGAAUGGCUUUUCCCUCUGGUGUUCUCAAAGGACGACGAACUCAUCCGGCUGCACGCGUGCCUGGCCAUCACGGUGCUGGCCACCAACAAGGAAAUCGAGAAGGAGGUGGAGCGCUCGGGGACUCUGGCUCUGGUGGAGCCGUUCAUCGCCUCGCUGGACCCAGAGCAGUUCGCCUGCGAGAUGCUGGGCAGCAGUGACAACAUCCAGGGGCGGACGGCGGAGGACCUGCAGCGGCUCGUGCCCCUGCUGGACAGCUCGCGGCUGGAAGCCCAGUGCAUCGCUGCCUUCUACCUCUGCACCGAGGCCACCAUCAAAACCAGGCAGAAGAAAACACAGAUUUUCAGUGAGAUCGGGGCUACGCAGAGCCUGAAGAGGAUAGUGUGCUAUUCCACCAGCAGCACCACCUCCUCCCUGGCCAAAAAGGUGCUGCGCAUGAUAGGGGAGGAGGUUCCUCGGCGCAUCCUGCCCACGGUUCCCAACUGGAAGUCCUGCGAGGUGCAGACGUGGCUGCAGCAGAUCGGAUUCAACAAAUACUGCCAGAGAUUUCUGGAUCACCAGGUGGAUGGGGACAUUCUGCUGAGGCUGACAGAGAAGGAGCUGCAAGAGGAUUUGGGGAUGGACUCCAGCAUCACUCGGAAAAGGUUUUUCCGGGAGCUGACAGAGCUCAAGACCUUCGCAAACUAUUCCACCUGCGACCACAGCAACCUGGCCGACUGGCUGGGCGGCAUCGACCCCAAAUUCCGGCAGUACACCUACAACCUGCUCACCUGCGGCAUCAACCGCAACUUCCUGCACCGGGUGACGGAGCAGCAGCUGCAGGAGGACUGUCACAUCGACACGGGCUUCCACCGCGUCCGCAUCCUCACCGCGGCCAGGGAAACGCUUCACUCCCCUAUAACGCUGCAAACCACGUCCAACGGGACCGAUGUGUUCAUCAGCUACCGGAGGAGCACCGGGUCACAGCUGGCCAGCCUGCUGAAGGUCCACCUGCAGCUGCACGGUUUCAGCGUGUUCAUUGACGUGGAGAAGCUGGAGGCAGGGAAAUUUGAGGACAAGCUGAUCCAGAGCGUCAUGAGCGCCCGCAAUUUUGUGCUGGUCCUCUCACCAAAUGCACUGGAUAAAUGCAUGGAAGACCCCGAGUGCAAGGACUGGGUACACAAGGAGAUUGUGACAGCCUUGAACUCUGGAAAGAACAUUGUACCUGUUACAGAUCAUUUUGAGUGGCCAGACCCAGAAACGCUUCCCAAGGACAUGAGGGCUGUCCUGAAAUUUAAUGGUAUCAAGUGGUCCCAUGAGUACCAGGAGGCCACGAUCGACAAAAUCAUUCGCUUUCUCCAGGGCCGCUCCUCCCGGGACUCCUCGGCUGGGUCAGAGAAUGGGCUGGACUGCUUGCUCUCCGUGGGGCAGAGCUAGAACCACCACAGCUGCCUCAUCCCCCCACCGAGACUUCCCAGGUGACCCCUUUUUGUGUGGGUCCCAAUUUGUCUCUCUUGACUUUUUCCCAUCUUAGUACCCUGGCUUGAGAGAAGGCCUGUGGCUCAUUACUCCCUCUUCACCCUCCAAAUACAAGCCCUUGGACCUAAAAGGUCAGUACUCACUCACACGGCGCCUGGUGAGCCAAGACUGAGUGGACUCCGGGAUGGACAAGUUGUCUUCCACAUCCUCCUGUGGGACAGCAGGACAUGCAGGGGGUGUGAGGGAGACUGGCACCAUCCAGCCCCCCACAAGUGGCUGCAGCUUCCCCCAGAAACAUGUGCAAAGAGGCAGGAUCUUCUAAGGGCUGAGAACUGGGGAACUGGUGAGCGUCCAUUGUGAAAGGACAAAUGGGAGAGAAGAACAACUGACAGGAAAUGGUCUAUAAGCACCGUAUGGCUCUGCUUGUGCCAUGGCAAUAUCCUUGUGGUCAGCAACUGAGAGCAGGAAAGGGCAAACAAAAGCUAAGCCCUAACGAAAUCGCUGUGUUUGGGAAAGAUAACACACAGAGGCCUUCUGAACUGCUUUCUCUUUUCCAGUAAUGUCCCUUUAUCACAA
Molecule: messenger RNA, 3191 nt
Organism: Lepidothrix coronata (blue-crowned manakin)
Lineage: Eukaryota; Metazoa; Chordata; Aves; Passeriformes; Pipridae
Gene: SARM1
Product: sterile alpha and TIR motif containing 1
Exons: 9
Coding region: 426-2573 (715 amino acids)
Biological process (GO): response to axon injury; negative regulation of MyD88-independent toll-like receptor signaling pathway; signal transduction
Cellular component (GO): dendrite
Molecular function (GO): protein binding; signaling adaptor activity; NAD+ nucleosidase activity
Source: RefSeq, a predicted model, not a curated record